Nelumbo nucifera (sacred lotus) is the source of this 1393-nucleotide messenger RNA. RefSeq lists its product as uncharacterized. The record is from RefSeq and is a predicted model, not a curated record. Lineage: Eukaryota; Viridiplantae; Streptophyta; Magnoliopsida; Proteales; Nelumbonaceae.
AAAUAUAUAUAUGUAUAAACAAUUUAAACCCAAAUUUGAAGGAAAAAGAAUCCUUUCCUUUACCGGACAUUGUGUGCAAAGCAUAAGAGACUUUGCUUGCCCUUCCAGUCCCCUGUUUGCCAGCUGAUGGCAUUACAACCUCCAUAAACUUCCUCUGCAGGCUGGCCCUUCAAAUAAUGACCCGUCUUCAUCAAACUUCGCAUUCAAACCAAUAUCCAAGGAAUUCCAAAGGAUUCAUUCCAGUAUUCUGAAACAAUGGAUAACUUGGUUAAGCAAAUGAGAGUGAGUUUUUCUGGUGUUGGACAGGAUAGCCAAGACCUCACCAGCGCAAGGGAUAGAAGGAUACCACCACAAAAGACAAAUUCCUUCAAAGCAGAAAGAAGGAAGAGCUGGUUCCAGAAACAUUUUUCUCAAUCACACCAAGCCAUGCGGGAUUAUGAUUCAAGUGAUGGUGGUGAAUUUGCAGCCUCUGUUGCCGCCACUGCAUUUGCCAUCAAUUAUCUUGAAGAAGCAGAGUUAGAAAACCAGAAAAAAAUGAGAGAGAGACAGAAAACCACCUUGGUGGUCAAGGACAGGAGCAAAAAAGACAAUGAUGUAACUGGACCACAGGAAGCCACUAGAGCAUCCAAAAGAUCUUCAGAUGAUCCUUCUAUGAAGAAACCAGAGGGAGUGGAGCGAAGCAUGACGGAUAGUGCUGCCGUCAACACACAGACACCAGAAAAGGCCGCUAGCAGAGUCCCAACGAUAAAAAAGACAUCAACUCUAGCUGAUCAAAUCUCGAAUGAGACAAACAGCAAGAAACCAGAAAGUGCAGUAGAUACAAAACCAAGGCCAACCCCUCCACCCAGCAUAAAGCCUACACUAUCAACAGCUGGAGAUGAAAAGCAUAAAGGGGACUCAACAAGACGAUCGACCAAAGGAUCACGAGUAGAUGCCUGGGAGAAAGCUGAGACGGAAAAGAUUAAAAAACGGGAUGAGAAAACGAAGUCCACAAUUCUAUCGUGGGAAAAUGAAAAGAAGGCAAAAGCUAGACGCCAACUGGAAAGAAAACAGAGGGAGUUGGAGCAAAAAACACGAAGAGCAUUGCAUCAUUUCGAAAACAAAUUGGCAAGGAUCAAUCAGAUUGCCGAGGGAGCAAGAGCACAAGCAGAGGAGAACCGAAGAAAUGAUGAAUCCAAAGUGAAAGAUAAGGCAAACAAGUUCAGGUCAUCAGGAAAGGUUACUGGCAACUGUUGUGGCUUCUAAACAUCACCAAGGCUGUAGCUCCCUUGACUUCAGGGAAAACACAAUAAUCUGUAAAACUUAUUGGGAUGUGUACAUAAUUCUUUCACCAAUUGCGACUUAAAGAAAUGAUUGUAGCAUCAUUGAAAUGUAUUGUUUACAUCAUUACAAA